CAAUGAUCAUACGCACAAUUUUCAUCGUCAGUUUAUAUCCGCCUCAGUCUUCGAGUGAACAGCACUCGACAUUAGACGAGAGACUCUUUCAAAUAAUCUGGCAAAAAUGUCGAAAAUGUUACAAGAUACAACUGCAGACAAUUGAUCUAAAUCAUAGUAUGCCUGAGAGAGUUGCAAGGGCGACGUAUUAAUACCGAGUCGCCAAUUUUACAAAUAUCAUUGUCGAACGAGCAGAGCGGUGUCCCAGCUGGAAUGAAAUUUCAUCUAAUUUCGACAACGAUCCUAAGCAUGCAGCUGGAAUUCUAAAGGAAUCGUAUACAGGGUGUUCGAUCAACUUUGGACAAAAUAUUAAUGGGAGAUUCUAGAGGCCAAAAUAAGAUCGUACACGCUAUAAACUCCCCGUACAGAGUCCUGACAUAAAUCCCGUAAGACAUCUAUGGGGCUGAAAUUUUCAGAAAACUCAGAAAUGAUGACGUGAGGUCCAAGGGAAUGUUAAAGAACAAAAUAACGUGUAACGUGCGCGUAUAAACUCGCCUUUGCCCAAUACGCGUGGUUUGGUGGUGGGGCGCGACCGGCCUAGCGAAACCUCGCGUUGACCGGCUCUCUUUCGCUACGGAUCCGUCUUGGUAUAAACAUCACCGUUUAAGGACAGGAAAGGACUCGUCAGAAGGCUUCGACAGGACCAGGAAAGGAUCUUCCGACACAGGCAGCUCCAAAUCCAGCUACGUGGCCUCUGCUCCAGUAAUCAGGGCCACUGCCCACCACCUUCUUCUUAAAGAGGGUAAAACCAAUUUUAUUUCUUUCGCAUGCAAAAGAGACGCACACGAAAUAAAUCAGAAGCUAAACGAUAUGGCAUUGAAAAAACAACAACAGAGAAACUUGUAUAGAGUAUGGAAAGUUGGCUGGAACACUGUAUCGAUGUCAAAGGAGGACUAACCAGAUAUUAAUCCUUUGCAAACACACUUUCCUACGAAAUAGAUAGUAAAUAUUCAAGUAAACAUUUUGUUUACAUUCCCCGCUUGUGUAUCACUUUGAUACAAGAAGAGUGUACAUUUAAAUUCUUUACUGGAUGUCCCUUCAAAGGACAGUCGAGUACAAAGGGUCAAUAUUAAAUAAUUCAAGACUUAUUCGUAUGUUUACCCUAAAUGCCAUGUAAAUUCUGUAUCUAUUGUCAGAUGUCUAUGCAUUCUCGAGACUCCUAUACUUAUUUCGAAAACUGAAACCUAACGAUGUAGAUUCGAUGUAGACUGAACCAAAGAUUCAAAAUAGUGAUAGAAACUCGACCAUUAGCUAACGCAGCGCGGACGUAAUCGCUAAUCCCGACGAGUUUAUCGCCCAUAAAUCACGGCCAGGCGAACUCGUGCCGUGAAUCCGGGAUAAAAAUUCCGAUAGGAUCGUCGAGCGGGUGAAUCGUGCCUGCGUAAUUUCGCGAACCGUGGGCGAACGAGGAAAAAGGGUAAAACGUGGAAAGGCGAGGCUGGUCGAACGACGGGCGCAGGGUGUCCGUGGGACGUUAAUGCGGCAGUGAGACCGUUCGGUGGCGCCAUCUAGGCGGAGGAUCGUGGGAGGAUUGGCUGGCGGCUCGCAGGCGCAUUUCCCGGUGCAUUCUCCGGUACGAGGCUCGUCUCGUCGCGUCAUUCCUUCCCCGCGAUCCGGCGACUGUAGUGCCGCUCUUUACUUCUGCCCGCGCGCCCUUUCUCGUCCCUUUCUCCCUAAGUUCCGUCGGUGCAGGCGCGCUCGCGACUCCCGUCCAGCAGGAUCCGGUUCACUCGCCGCUGCAACAGUUGCUCCGUCGUGCUUCCUGCUCUCGGUUUCCGCCUUGGUUUCUCCUUCGCCUCGUUGCACUGUGUCCGCCUCUCCCACUCCGCCCGUCCACGGUUGGUCUCUUCACGUCUGUUCCCGGCGUACGCGUCCAGUCCCCCUUCCGUCCGCCGACCGAUAAGCGUCCCCACUGUCAGGGUCGAAGAAAGAAGAGGUCGGGGUCCGCUGGUUCUCCGGCACAGCUGUUAACGCGACGUCCGCCUUCCUCCUACGCCUCGGCCCACUCGCGCUCACUACGGCCCGACCCAGGACCCACGGGCCCACCGCCUCUUGAUCAUGUCGCUGAUCGUCGGCUGCUUUCGACGGCUGACCGAGACACCGGCCAGAACCGAGUUGAAGGGUUACAAGGUCACCGACGUGAACCGCACGCGAAAGUUCGGCGUCGCCUGCAGGAGCCUCCAGGAACUGAAACGGAAGGCCUGCGCGAAACUGAACGUGACACAUGACCUCGCUGAAGUCAACGUCUUCCUGCUCGAUGGAUCGCUGAUCGACGAGGAGUACUUUUACACGCUGGAACCUCAGACGACGCUCAUUGUCCAGAAACCUGGGGAAAAAGUGUUGAGCGACGCGGAUCUCCUGUACGACACCUUGAGGCGCGUGAACAUCGAUUUCCUGACUGCCGGCGACAAGGCGUCCGAGUUCCUCACGGAAAACCUUAAGGCGAAGGUCGCCGUUCUGAAUAACGUGCUGAACAACGACGACUCCAAGACGACGCUCACCGCGAGGGACGAGCAUCCGGAGUGGUUCCACGGAUUGGAGACCAACUACACGACCAAAGAGGCGUACAUGCACCGCAGGUGCCAGGACAGGAUACGCGGCUAUCUCUACAAGACGAUCGAUCAGAUUAAAUCGUCGGAGACGUUCGCCAACGACCACAAAGCCAGGAAGCAGCUGCUCUACGCCAUAGCGUUCUUCAAGCUGCAGCUGAAGGAGGACCACUAUUUCGGUUACUAUUUCGACAGGAGCAGGGCGAAGGUUCGCUCGAUGGAGGCCUUCGACGAACAGGACUCGUCUAUUUGCUACGAGCAUUGCCCGUGCAGGCUCGAUCGACUCGACGACAGCGCGUACUUCCGGCUGUUCGGGACGAGCGAGCAAUCAUGCGUGGACGGCGCCAGCAAGAAGCCUGCUGAGAGAAACUCGAAAGUUUCCUCUAGAACGGAGUUGGACGACGGGAGGGAGGAGCAGGAGGACGAGGACAGUUGUCCUUACAGAAUCCGGACGAAAGAAUGGGAGUCCUGCGUUGCUAUCUGCGACCGCAAGGGAGAGUUUCGAUGCGGCGGCGUCUGGAACGCGGACGUCUGCGCCUACGGGCAGAGGCACAAGAUCAACCCUUAUAGAUCGAGGGAGGAUCUGAUCCUGUUCUCCACGUGGAACUUCGAUCACAAAAUCGAGAGGUCCAGAACCCUGGUGCCACAGCUCCUGCAACUGUCUGCGGAAGGAGUAGCCCGGGAGGAGGACAUUCUCGAAAUUUAUGACAAUCUGUUUACAUUGAAGAACCUCAGGCUGGUCCACAUCGUGUGCCACGACAAGGGCUCGCACAAAUAAUUAGACGUUACCGCGUACGGGGGGGGCUGAUUAUCCGUAGAAGAACCUGAUCUGAUUGUAAACCGUAACUCUUCGUUACGAGAACGUGUAUCUAUUUAACGCUGUUGGAUAGUUUAUAGAUUUAAACGUUUGUUAAUGUCGCAUCCGGCAGUGAUUCCGUUGCGCCACGUAGUAAAAAGCAAUACAAGGUCUCUUUCAUCUUUCUUACACAUUGCAACUGUCGUAAUUUUCUAUUCGUAAUAUAUUAUAUAUCGAUGAAUGUUCAAUAGUCGUGUCUACGUUUAACACUCUCCAGCAAGCUGCACCGAUAGCGAAUUAUAAUUAGAAGGCAGGCGUGUCAAAUCUUAUGGCCCCCAUUAGAUUUCAUUCUCCGUGAUGUAAUUAACAAUUCAACUCUUUUCAAUUUUGAAAAUAUUUCAGUCAGCUAAUUUUUAGCUCAGUAUUUCAAACGAUGAUCGAUCCUCUGACUAGUUUGUAUUAUUCAAAGUUCUCAUCUAGAUAAUUUCUGUAACGAGAAAACUCGAAGAUCGAAAUCUUUAGAAACUAAUUUACAUUCGAAUAGAAAUAAUUGUUUCAAUAUGCCUGCCGUAGGGAAGUCCAAGCACAAACUUUUUCGAUGAUCCUUGCACCAAAGAGCAACGGCUGUACCGUCGCUCCCAACUAAAUCGAGAAACAGAUCACUGUACGAGGUCAAAGACUAACUAGGAUGUCCGAGUGUGACGUUUUUUGACAUAUUUUUGAAAAAAAACAGUAUUUAUCCGAUCGUUGUUAUAAAGUAAAUAAGAAAACUAAAAAUAAAAAAUAGCAACCGGAACGACGUAUCUCUCCUUCGGCGCAAAAAUCUGAAUCUGGUGUACAGGGUUCGGCGCAACGGAAUGAUCGCGGAUCUCAGAGAGUUUAUCGACGACGAGCCGCGAGAGCUCGUCGGCAGGUAUUUGUUGCACAUUUUUUCGUUGAACUAGCAACAAAAUGGCCGCACCCGACCGACGGCCUGGACUUUAGGACGGGUUAGUGUUUAUCAUUAGAAAGCGUACUCCGUAGAGUCGAGUAUCUUUCGAAUAUUUUUGAUCCGACUGGUCGACCGAUGACAAAACCAAAGUUCUGAUAUAUACAUAUAUACAUAAAUAUAUAUACAUAUACAUAUUCGUUAUUGAAUUUAGAAAAGACGUAUAUACAUACAUAUAUACGUACAUAUGUGCGCAGGAUGAGUCGGUUGGAACUCGUCACGAGUCAGUCAAUAAUGAUCAAGACAUUCAGAUGAAUUUGUGAAAGGUCGAUAUACUAAAUCGAUCUAUCGAACGAAUAUUGAAAGGUGAUCCCACAGAAAAAUAAAUACGACGCCAUUCAGAUUCCGUGAAGAAUUAGAUUAAAACUGUGGAAGAAGGUUAUAGAUAACCAUAUGCAUAGUUGCUUUAAUUGCAAUAAUUAGGUACACAGUUGUAAGAAAGAAAAAAAUCAUAUGAGGACGAUUACGUUUUAACGAGGUCGAACGGUGGCGUUUUAUCAAGGUUGUAAUUAAUAUCUAACGAAUAAGAAUUAUAAUCACGUUUACUAUGAUUUACACAGUCCACCUAAUUCUGUCUUAAAUAUAGCAUAGAAUUCGAAGCACAAAAUGGCCACCUUGUCUUACAAUACUCGUUCGAUCAGCCACAAACGUUGACUCGUGGCGAGACAACCGUCGUAUUUUGCGUUUACGUACACAUGAACGAUAAAUAUAUACAGAGAUAUACACACCUAUAUAUACAAAAAGAUUAUAUGACGUUUUAGAGACUUACGCGAUAUACCUGAAGCGGUGCUUCUCAGGUGUAGAGAAAAUCUGACGGAAGGACUCGAUUCGAAUGGUCUCUUUUUGAUAAUUCUCCUUUUGAUAUAAUUUCGACUGGCCCGCGUUCGAUCCAUGGUGACGCUCGAAAGGUGCGUCGCCAUGGAUCGUACCGUCUCCAAUUCGACUCACUUUUUACAAAACCUGGAUUACCAUCGACGACGAAGACAAAUAAGGAAGACGGAUCGGUGAAUUUUGGGGAAUUUUUAGGCGAGACCACUCGUGAUUUAGGCGUUCAAUUUAAAAAAUAAAAGAACUUAAAAGCACAAGUCGCCGAUCGACGAGUGUCUCGUCCAAGAGAACCCUUGGGAGGUUCAGUUGAGUAUGCGACGUUCAGUUCGAUUAUGCUUGCGCGUGUCGACGCAGACUGAAACUCGUGAUGCUAACCACAUCGCGUGUCCGUUUCUUGCUUAAAUGGUCGACGAUUAUUUGGUGCGGUUCUGUGGCUACGAAUUCGCUGAAAGCUACGCGGAGUCUCGGUUUUACUAUCGAAAUCACGUGCACCAUUGUUGGCUGAGAUCGAAUUUAGACGAAUUAUCUUCCCUCGACGUUGAAAUAAAAACUUCAGCUCGUUCGUUUGAAUUCUGACAGAAGCAGGCCUCGAAAUGGAUCUGAAAUUUUUAUCCGGCCCUGAAAAACUAAAUUCGCCCAAUUCUGGCUGGGAACUCUCCGCGACAGGAAUUGGUUUAAACGAUUCUGUUUGCAGCAGCGCAGAAAACGCGAGGCUUCUCGUCCCAUCAAUCCGCUUUGCUCUAAUGGACAUUAGAAAUUCUGUGACACUGUAGACAGUAUCGUAUCGAUCGAAUGUAAUCGUCAAAACUAUUCUGACAACAAGACUCACAGAAAUAUAAUUUAAAAAUUAGAAGCUUCAAUUAUAAACGCGUAAUUUCCCCAUUGAUUGCACAAUUUUGCGAAUCUUGAGUAUUCUUCUCAGCCACCAAUGAUCCACGGAGUCCCCACGAAUCGUUAUAGAAGGUGUGUGCACGAAGAAGAUCGUCGUGCUCGGAGCAAUGAAAAUUAUUCGUCGCGAGCUAACAACAAACGCGUUUCGAUGAAAGUACUGGCACGAUUCGAACACGGCGGAUCUUCGAGUGGCAGAAUUCUGUGAACGUUUCGAGUUCGUGCCAGUAUCGUUCGUCGAUCGUUCUAGGAGAAAUCCCAGUUUUAUCAGCGGUGGUACACAUGUUCGUUUUCGCGAGGUAGUUGGCAGCACUUCCAUCGUCGAAACCUCGCGACCGAAGGUAUAUAAACGCAUUGAUUUCUGCGCACAGCUUCGAAUUACUUUAAUCCUACACGGCUAACCACGUUUACAAUCCGUUUGCACUUUCAGCUAUUUCCAGAAAUUGGCGUGAAAUCAAAAAGUUGAUCGCGCGGGACGAAACGGUGAAAGUUCGUCGCGUCGGAGAGCAACGAUAUCAAAAGAUACCUGUUCAGCAUCGUGAUAUUACUCGAAAAAACGGUAAAUGAAAAAUAGGGGAAUAUUUUUGUGAAAUAUCGCGUUCCAAAGAAUCCGCGGAUUCGGCGCGGUUAGGCGAAACUGCAGAAAAAUAAAGUGCAAUACUUCCUCGUAGGCUACUUGUAAGCAUAGUUAUUUUUCAAUGUAAAACGACUGUGUAGAUCUACUUUAGGCAAAAUAUAUAUUUUAGGUACGUGCGAGUGGGGAAAAAGAGAGAACAAGUGA
Colletes gigas is the source of this 6869-nucleotide messenger RNA. RefSeq names its product DNA fragmentation factor subunit beta (gene Drep4). Gene Ontology annotation, biological process: apoptotic DNA fragmentation; apoptotic process. The transcript has 9 exons. Gene Ontology annotation, molecular function: DNA endonuclease activity. Gene Ontology annotation, cellular component: nucleus; cytoplasm. Bases 2098 to 3366 code for a protein of 422 amino acids. The record is from RefSeq and is a predicted model, not a curated record. Lineage: Eukaryota; Metazoa; Arthropoda; Insecta; Hymenoptera; Colletidae.